Chironomus riparius is the source of this 627-nucleotide messenger RNA. NCBI's taxonomy places the organism in Eukaryota, Metazoa, Arthropoda, Insecta, Diptera, Chironomidae. The record is from the annotation of a GenBank genome assembly.
GUCACUCUAGCAUUAUCAGUCAGCGACUUAAUCAAUACAAUUAGUUUAGAGAAGGCUGUAUCGACAUUUGGACAAUUGUUGAUGACAUUCAUAAGAUCCGUCUUAGUUAAUUCAUCCCUUAUUUGUGCGAAGUUUACUUUUGUGAUUUCUGUAUGCAUCCAAUUCGAUUGAUGUAAAAAUUCGAGCAUCUGUAUUCUCUUUCAACAUAACAUGAUCCAAAAGCUUUCUCUUAUUAUUCCAGAAAUCAUCAUUGUACUUUUUAGAAACCGGAAUAUAUGCAUCAGUAACUUUCAACUCUUUCCUCAGAUCAUCGAUUUCCUUCUCAGAAGUCACUGUGCUGGUUUUGACAGUUUCUUUUGUAUCGUCUUCAAUGUCCUUCACGUUAUACGUGACAAGAAUUCCUCGAUCAGAUCCACGAACAUUAAUUAAAGUUCCUUCAUUCUUCAGUUCAUAGCACAUUCUUUUCAAAUUCCAAACAUUUUUGCUUGCAGGCAUUUCCGCAAAGAAUCUAAUUGUAUCCUGUUUACCAGCGCUUGAGAGGUUUUUGUUGUAAUUAAUCACUUGUGAGAAGAUGCGUCCAGCAGUUAAUGAAUCAAUAAAUCGAGUCCUCAACAUUCUAAUCUGCCU